CGCUGCUGCACGCUCCAUUGCAGACAGGCGUAUUGACGGACAGCCACUCGGGGUCCUUAAACCCACUGCAAACAAAACAAUCACACUUCCCUCCAGUCAGGUUGGAUUAAUCGCCGUUAUUGUCCUCAGAUGCAGUUAAGGAGAUGGAUGUUUAUCCCGAAGUCCCCGACGGCGACUCCACCAAACACCAAGAAAGGCACUACUACUUGUUAUCUGAGCUGCAGACCCUGGUCAAAGAUUUGCCAAGCUCCUUCCAGCAGCGCCUGUCCUACAGCACGCUGGGUGACUUGGCCCUGGCACUCAUCGACGGGACGGUGUACGAGAUCGUGCAAGGACUCCUUGAUAUUCAACAUCUCACCGAGAAGAACCUGUACAACCAGAGGCAAAAGCUGCACUGCGAACACCAGGCACUCAAACAAGAUCUCGCGCGGAAGCACAAAGAUGCCGUGCAGUCGUGCAAGUCUCACAAUCUUGCACUUCUGAAAUCCAACCAACAAGCGGAGCAAGAGUCUCUGGAGAUGCGCGUGCGAGAGGAACAAAAAAUGAUGGAUAAGAAGAUUGUAGCAGAAAUGGACCAAAAAGUAAUAGACCAGCAGAACACCUUGGAGAAAGCGGGAGUCCCUGGAUUUUUUAUCACCACUAAUCCUCAGGAGCUGACAAUGCAGAUGAACGUACUUGAAUUGAUUCUCAAGCUUCAACAGAAAGAGUCACAAUCUGGACUCCUUUGAGGAGGCCUAAUUGUACCUGAAGAAGGGGAAUGAAAAUCCUGCAAUAGCCACUGAGCGCAUGUGCUCCUAUUCCAGUCAUAGUGAGAUUCAAAAAGUGUUGUUUGACAUUUGGCAUUUGUUGUAAUAUUCACCAUGAAAAACCAAAGGAGAAGGCUGAUUUGUGAGUGUAAGAAGUGUGCCGUCUUUAGUAGAAGCAGGUGAUGACAACAUACAUUAUAGAGCACUUUGCUGACACGUCACAGGUGUGUUUUUCAAAAACGUUGAGCUACAUUGUACAUGUAGUUGAAGACCACGUUAAGGCUCCGUGAAUUAAAUUGUAGAAGAUCGAUAUAUUGCUGAAGGACACAGAGACUGUUGUUACUGGCACUAGUUCUUCAUUAGGGCCUCCUGAUACUUUUUAUGGAAGUGUCAUGAAAACAUCAUUGCUUAUUUAUAUAAGUCAUUUGUAAGUUGUAAUUUCUUCCUUUCAAAUAUUUGUGCUACUUUUAAUUGUAUACACAUUGUGUAUGUUUUUUUCUUUUUAUCUAUUAGGUAUGCCUUGUGUGGGUACUAAAGGUGUAAAUUAUAUCUUUAUCUAACCUUUGCAUUUGUAUUGCUUUUUUUUUUCAAAAUCAUUUUUUAAAGUUUUACUACCCACAUAAAUGAGCAUCAAUGAAGAAUUCAAUCAAAUAUAUGAUAUACCUAUGAACAAAACCAGUUUGGAUGGCAGUAUUGAAUAUCUGUUGAUUUUCCAUUGGAGGAAUAUUUGUUUUUGUAAAAAAAAAUAUAUUUAAGUCACUCAAAA
Molecule: messenger RNA, 1512 nt
Organism: Gasterosteus aculeatus aculeatus (three-spined stickleback)
Lineage: Eukaryota; Metazoa; Chordata; Actinopteri; Perciformes; Gasterosteidae
Gene: dgcr6
Product: DiGeorge syndrome critical region gene 6
Source: RefSeq, a predicted model, not a curated record